Dunckerocampus dactyliophorus (ringed pipefish) is the source of this 5190-nucleotide messenger RNA. It is a transcript of the gene nub1, whose product is annotated as negative regulator of ubiquitin-like proteins 1. Lineage: Eukaryota; Metazoa; Chordata; Actinopteri; Syngnathiformes; Syngnathidae. Gene Ontology annotation, molecular function: protein binding. The record is from RefSeq and is a predicted model, not a curated record. The coding region runs from base 3204 to 5048 and encodes 614 amino acids. Gene Ontology annotation, biological process: regulation of ubiquitin-dependent protein catabolic process. The transcript has 17 exons.
UCUUGGCCAAUCGCAGGAAGAGCCACACAUUUGCCUGCUCGACCAGUGACACCUCGGCACCGCCACCAUCCUUGGACAGCACGAAGGUUACCACAUCCCGAGCUUCACCUGAGAGAGACAGAGACACAGUCAGAUGCAGAAAUGAAGAGCGCCUAUUCCCUUAUUGAUGACUGUCAGACUCAAACGACACAAAUGCGCUCCAGAGUCGACGCCCUCUCCGCCUUAUUGGCACCACAUUCUGUCUCCCAAACACACACACACACACGCACAUACACUCACCAGCCUCGGCAAAGGUGAUGAUCUCUGUCGUGUCUUGUGCAUCGUCGUCUCGCAUCCGAGUAGCUGCUGCUGUCGCUGCCGCUACUCCUCCCCCUCCUCCUCCUCCUGCACCACCACCCCCCCAACCUCCCCGCCUUCUCCCCUCGGGCUCCCCCUCGAUGUGCACGCUGCCGUCCUCGGCGACGCGGCCCACGUGCAGCUUGCGCAGAGCAUUGAGGAGGGCGGCGCGGGGCACAGGCCGGGUGAUGUUUGGCCGGGCCUGCAGGUGCAGCAUGUUGAGGAUGUGCCUCUUCACCGCCUCCACCACAUCCUGCUGUGCCUCCUCCUCUUCUUCGUGCCCUGCCGCAUCCUCAGCCGGAUCCCCCUCGUUCCUGCGCAUCCUAGCCAGGGCGCAGGAGGGACAGUGGGUGCUGGAGGUGGAGUCGGGCUGCCGGUGAGGGUAGACGGUCAGGGAGCGUGGCGUCAGGUCCGAGGAUGAGUGACAGCUCUGAAGCAGCAGCAGCAGAACGGUGCAACUGAGCAGAGCGAAGGCGGGCAUGAUGGCCGGAAGAAAGUAUGAUUCAAGUUGGAAGUCCUGCAAGUUUGGAGAGUGGAAAGUUCCGUUGCCGGUGGAGGGAAAAAGUGUAAGAGAGGAAACGCUUGGUGGUGGUGGUGUAGAUUUGGGGACAGAUGGCAGCACGGCGUGGAGGCGGGACGAGAAAGAAGACAAAGAAGAUGAAUGAAAGCUGCAGGAGCGACUGAAGUUAUCCCACUUCCUCUUCUCUUCCCUCUCAGCUGAAUGAAUCCUUGGCGCACUAGUUGAAUGCUUUGAGUCCAGUAGGCGGGGCCUCACUCUCUCUCCUCGCUGCUCUUGUUUCUAGCCGCCUCCCACCAUCGGUAAACCUCCCCGUCCUCUCCCUCCUGCCUGUCUGCCCAUCUCCCUCUCUCUCUCUUUCUCUCUCUCUCGCUCUCUCUCUCUCUCUCCCUCUCUUGCAACUUUUACCUUCCCUCCUUUCCCAACACACCCCUCAAGCACCCCCACCGCCUUACCCAGCACCCCCCCAUCCCCCCGCCCCCAGUCUGCCGUCUGAACUUCUGCGAUGACAUCGUCUGACUCUACCCGUCUGUCCGUCUGCGUUUAUUUAGUGAGUGUGACAUCAUCUUUCCUGUGUCUGCAUCAGUGAGAUGAAGAUGUGUUGGAGGCAGAUGGCCACCCACCUUCACUCUGGUCAUUCGUGAUGACAGCCGCCAGUCAACCUCCUAUCCGUUGACCCCUAGCAGACCCAUCAAGUGACUCUCAACUUGUACAUGUUGCAUACUAUACACAUUGAGGUUCUGUGAUGAACACAAGUGGCGGUCAAACAUCAUCGAUUCUCUGGGUGGAUUUUUUUUCACACGCACACCUUGUGCACCAUGCAUACAUCAAGUCAAAAACAAGGCGUGCUCGCUCACUCCGCGAUGCAUUCAUGCACGUAACAAUGACAAGUCAAAAGAAAAGACAAUUAAUUCAAGCGAUGGCUUUUCCCACCACCUGAUCAAUGAUAGCCAGCGUGCCUUGCUGGCCAGGGCUGCAGAGCUAACUUGCAGUGGCAUGCUGUCUAUAUCUAGAGUGCAGUGGGGGUCCUUGAGUAAAAUGGCAGCAUUUGUGAUGCAGUUUUUUUAUUUAAUUUUUUUGUGCCGCUUGACUGAGGAUCUGAUUUUAGGAUGGUUCACAGUUGUAAUGUUUUCAUAAUGUGUCCUUUCAAAGGUUUUGAUGACGUGAAGUUAAUUUUACACGAUUCGGUGCGGGUUCGUGUGGUUGAAAAAGCCAUCAGACAUCGGCUGUGAUGUCAUCAGGGUGGAAAAGUUACUUUUUGUGUGACUCGCCACCCGUCUGCACGCUCUCACCAACAACGUGGCUGUGACACAACGCUCCCUGUGGUGUAUUUUAGUCAUCUAGGCUUGAUGUCUGCCCAUAAAGAAGACAUGGAAUGGACGGCGUGUGUGUGUGGGGUGAAGGAGGACGGAUCAGAACUCGCUCUUCAUGUGUAAAUGAAAAACGGUGUUGCAGCUUCACCCUUUGACCUUCUCCCAACCUGCAUGAUAAAACUCUUGAAUCUUGAAUCUUGAUGAAAUGCAGAUGAAAGUGCGCCAUCUAGUGGAUGCCAGCUGUCAUCUCCCACUGGCAUCAGAUCAAGAGCCGCCUAAAGCAGGUUUUAGGAAGUUGGUCGUGUAGCGCUUCACAUAGCUGGCCUCCAUGUAGCUUGGGUGGGAUCCAACACUUUGUGAUUGACAGGUCAUCAGUCAUUUGUCUUGGUUACAACGCUGUUGAAAAGGUGGGAUGGAUAAACAUCACAUGAAAAGUUGAAAAAGUUGAUGUGACACAACAUCCUGUGGAGAAAUUCCCUGGAAUCUCACCCCGGAGGUGGGCGGUGCCACGGAUACUGACGAGUCAUCACAUGCAGUCAUGGUGACCAUAGUGGUGACCUUGGUUGCCACGCUGGUGAUGGAGGCCAUCUAUUUCCACAACAACAUUGCCGUGUGUGUGUGUGUGUGUGUGUUGGGGAAUGCUCAUGAGGUCCGUGUGUGUCCACGCCAAAGCACCAUAUGCAAAGUGUCCAAACAGGAGCAGGAAAUGAUGGGAGACAGCCAGAGGGGAGGAGGCGGGAGGUGGAUGCGGUUUCCCAGCCGGACUUUGUGACUCCAACAAGUCCCUCCUGGUUCUGCUCAAUGUGAUCUUGCAGGGGUCACGUUUGAUCCUGUCACCUGACUGAGCUCCUUUGUCCAACACGUAUGCACACACACUUCUGGCUCGCCAAGUGUGCGUGUUGUGUGGGUGCUGAUUCAGCGUUUAAUCAAACACAAACAUCUAACUACUUAAGAUUGUUUCUCUUCCCAGAAGAUUGUGACGUGUUUUCUUCUCGUUGACGUGCUUGCGUUCACUUGCCACGCCUCCUUUCUACUUGAUGCAACUCCUCAUCACCACGACCAGGAUGAUGUCAGCAAGUCUGCAGCCUGAUGACGUGUUGAAGAAGAUGAUGGCCGACCAGAACAUGGAGGCCAAGCUCAAGAACCUGCUGAAACAGGAGAAGAUCCAGUUGUGGAGACCACCUUAUACAGUUGACACUGAGCAGCCUGGACAGCAACAACUACAGGAGCUGGCAAAGCAAUACGCCCCCCUGCUGGGUCUGCCAGUGUCUGAGGUCAGGGGUGCUUUGGAAUCCAUCCGUGUUCAGGCGGUGAGGAGAGGUAAAAGGAACCAAACCUUCCGAGAAACCAACGUCGCCACGCUAGAGCUCCUGCUGCCCCGAGACUGCAAGAAGGCGGGGACGACAGGCAACAAGUCCAAGACCUUCAUGGAGACCAAACUGGAUGUGUCGGCGCAGGUGCUGAUGGACAGGAUUGCGGAGGAGUUUGGACUCAAGUCUUUCAAACUGAUCCUGAAUGGCAAAACUUUGAAUGCAGCCCAGCUUCUGGACCAGCAGGGCGUGCAGAACCACAGCAAGAUGAUGGUGCUGAAGGUGAGCGAUACUGAGUGUGCACAGCAGGCCUGCGAGGAGGCCGACAAGGCCAGGAACCAGAAUGAGAGCGUGCAGCGAACUCACAGAGGAUUCCAAAUCCUGUCGGAGAGAGACGGCACUGAUGACCCUCACACCAUACCCUUCCUGGAGGUGGCUGACCAAAAGGGGAACCCACUUAAGAUCCCUCACAAGGAGAAGAAGGCACUGAUCCUGGCCAUGGGCUUCCAUGAGAAGGGACGUGCCCUCAUGAAGAGAAAGCGCCAUGACGACGCACUGUGUCACCUCCUGCAGGCCGACCAUCACUUCAGUGAGUGUGGCUCGGCACUCUUAAGCUCGGUGGACAACUAUGGCGUCCUGCAGCUGGACAUUGUGUGGUGCUACCAGGCUUUGGAGGCGCUGUCCUGUCUGGACGAUGGGCGCAGACGUCUGCUGCGAGCUGAAGACUGCUUCCUGCGAUGUUAUGGCGAGCAGCAGCAGAGGCUGCUCAUGAUCAAGGGCAACACAGGCAGGGAGGAAGCGCUGUUUCUCCGCCUAUACCUCCUGCAGAGUCUACUGUCCUUCAUCGAGGGCAACGAUCUUCAAGCCCAGCAGCAGCUCUCCAAAGUGGAGUCUCUGUAUGGACGUUUGUGUCCCGACUCAGACAAAAUGACUCAACUGAUGCUGUUAGGCUUCAGUGAAAGAGAAGCUCGACUGGGCCUGAGAGCUUGUCAGGGCGACGUGCACGAAGCCGCCAUGCUCAUCAGCAACCAGAGACAGGAGCGUGAAGAGCUAAAGCAGAGGGAGCGUCAGAAGAGGAAAAACAUGAUGGCGGGCAUCUCCGUCCUCACUGAGGCGGGAUACUCCAAGAAGGACACGGCCAGGGCGUUGCACCAAGCCAAUGGGGACGUGGACAAAGCCUUUGAAAUUCUGCUGGAUGCCAGCCAGGCGCUUCAGUCCAAUAACAACACAGAGGAAACAGUCAAUCCGGAGAAGCUGGAGCAGCUGUUGUAUUUGGGCUUUGAGAGGACGGCAUCUGAGGCGGCGCUCGCACUGACGGGUGGAGAUGUCCAAUCUGCGACUCAGCUGCUUUUGGACAAUCAGGGUGUGGUCCCUGCCACCGCCACUCCCCCUUCAGAGGAGGAGCCCAGCACAUCGUCCAGCUCGGCAGAUGACAGCGAGCUGGUCAACGAGGUCCUGGAGGACAUUUCCCGCCAUGAGGAGGACUACUUGGACCUGACGCUGGAGGAGGAGAGCCAGCUCAUCGCCACCAUCAAGACCUACCUUAGCCGGGGGAGCACACACACUGUCUAGCACACACCAAUUGGUGAUUAUUAUUGAUCACUGAUCGAUGAAGAGAAGUUUAUUUUCUGAAAUAUUUUUGUUCAGUAGUACUUUAGUUUCCAUAGCAACGCGAAGUGAAGGCUAAUAAAGGAUGAUGGUGUCAUCUUUGUAA